AUGGCCGCGUACUUGACGCACCAGCAGAAGGUGCUGCGGCUGUACAAGAAAUCCCUGCGGCACCUCGAGUCCUGGUGCAUCCAUCGAGACAAGUACCGCUACUUCGCCUGCCUCCUGAGGGACCGGUUCGAUAAGAACAAGAAUGUGAAGGAUAUGGUGAAAGCCACCGAGCUGCUGAAGGCCGGCGAGGAGGAGUUCUGGGCCAACCAGCACCCGCAGCCGUACGUGUUCGCCGACUCCCCCGGCGGCGUUGCCUACGAGAGAUACGAAAUGUACAAGAUUCCUGAAUGGUCCUUGGAUUUCUGGCACCCUUCUGAGAAGGCAAUGUAUCCUGAUUACUUUGCCAAACGAGAGCAGUGGAAGAAGCUGCAGCGGGAGAGCUGGGAAAGAGAGAUUAAGCAGCUACAAGAAGAAACUCCAGCUGAUGGUCCAAAAACUGAAGCUUUGCCUCCAGCUCGUAAGGAAGGGCAUCUGCCCCCCAUGUGGUGGCAUCACGUCACUCGACCUCGUGAACAGCCCAUGUGA
Molecule: messenger RNA, 525 nt
Organism: Vidua macroura (Pin-tailed whydah)
Lineage: Eukaryota; Metazoa; Chordata; Aves; Passeriformes; Viduidae
Gene: NDUFB9
Product: NADH:ubiquinone oxidoreductase subunit B9
Exons: 4
Coding region: 1-525 (174 amino acids)
Biological process (GO): mitochondrial electron transport, NADH to ubiquinone
Source: RefSeq, a predicted model, not a curated record